AUGUCUUCUUAAUCAUAAUCCACAGAAAAGAAAUUCUCAUCCUGUAAUAAUAUGCACUUUUUCACCAUUGCAUUAAAUAUCUUCACAUCUUCUUUCUUAUUCUUAUUCAAGUCAACUUGACUAUAUCAUUUCACUUCUUCCUUAUACGGUCUUUAUUCAAAAUUUGAUGUUUCUUAUUCUAGACUCAAAAGUUGAAGCAUAUUUAAUACACCUAGGACUCCAAAGCGAUUGAUCCAGUGGGCUAUAUCUAUGUUAAUCUUAUAUAUUUAUUACCUUGAACCUUAAUCUGUGUAUGUGUGUGUAUAAAAUUGUUUAUGUAAAAGCACUAAUUGAUUCAUCAGAAGGAAGAUUUUUUGUGUGAGUAUUAUGGAGUUGGAACAAGGUGGUAGAGAAAGAAUUGUGCAUAAUCAUGUUAGUAAAGUUGGUUAUGUGAAUGGUGUGAUAAACAAGAGGAAGAAGCCUUAUAGAAGGGUUAAGAGGUCAGUGAUUAGGGUUCCAAGGGCUCUUCAGGAACUCUUUGUUUCAUGCAAAGACACAUUCAAAAGCCCAGCCACUAUUCCUUCACCACAUCAUGUUCAGACACUUUGCCGCAUCCUAGAUGAUAUAAAGCCAGAAGAUGUUGGGCUGAGUAGAGAUCUGCAAUUCUUUAAGCCUGGAAAGAAUAUCAUCAAAGAGAAUCAAAGGGUCACUUACACAACCAUGUACAAGUGUGACAAUUUCUCCCUUUGCAUCUUUUUUCUCCCUGAAUCAGGAGUCAUCCCCCUCCAUAACCACCCUGGGAUGACAGUUUUCAGCAAACUUCUCUUGGGAAAAAUGCACAUCAAAUCCUAUGACUGGGUUGAUGAGCUUGAGGCCGAGGUCGAGGUCGAGGCUGAGCCUUCCAACAAUUUGAUGCAACAACAACAAAAUUCUAAAGUGAGAUUGGCAAAGUUGAAAGCAAAUAGAGUGUUGACGGCACCAUGUGACACUUCAGUGUUGUAUCCAACAAGAGGGGGAAACAUGCAUGAAUUCACAGCAAUAACACCUUGUGCUGUUCUUGAUGUAAUUGGUCCUCCUUAUUCCAAACAACAUGGCAGAGAUUGUUCUUACUACAAAGAUCACCCUUAUGCUGCUUUUUCUACCAAUGAAGAGAUGGAUAAGGGGAAAGAAGCGAAUGUAUAUUGGUGGUUGGAAGAAAUUGAAGUGCCAGAGAACUCUCAAAUGGAUGGGAUUGAGUACCUUGGUCCUCCCAUUGGUGAACCAUCCUUUUAGAUUUUUCCUUUUUGUUUUUUUAAAAACAAAAAAUGGUAAUUUCAUAUAUAAUAUAGCACUCUUGCUAAUUUCUUAAUAUCUUGAUGUGCAUACUGCUACGCGUAUAUAGAAGAUCCCUCUCCCCUUUACCAUUUUGUGUCAAUAGU
Molecule: messenger RNA, 1397 nt
Organism: Arachis stenosperma
Lineage: Eukaryota; Viridiplantae; Streptophyta; Magnoliopsida; Fabales; Fabaceae
Product: plant cysteine oxidase 2-like
Exons: 5
Coding region: 367-1251 (294 amino acids)
Molecular function (GO): oxidoreductase activity, acting on single donors with incorporation of molecular oxygen, incorporation of two atoms of oxygen
Source: RefSeq, a predicted model, not a curated record